CAUCCAAAGCAACUUCUCUCUCACAUCAACUCCUAACUCUCUUUCAGUUUCAGUUCCAGUUCUGUUUAGUGUUAUCUGCAUUUGCUUUCAAAACUUGCUUCAUCACGAAGAAAUAACAAAAGGAAACAGUUUCUCUCUUUUUCUUUCCUGAUUGUAAAGAAUCUCUCUUUUCUCAAUUGGGUCUUCACUGUUCACUUUCUGCAUCAUCUUGCUGUUGGGUUUUUUUCUUUUAUAUUUAUCUCUCUGCUCUGAGAGCUGCUAUCCUAUUAUCAGCAUCACAAGGUCUCGCUUCUGGGUUAGUCUACGAGAAACUAAUAUUUUUAUUUUUUGAGUUCAAAAAAUUAUCUUUUCAAAUUCUCCAUCAUGUUUAUACUCAAGCAUCAAAAUCUUGGUACGUCAUGAUUUUUUUCCAAAGAUUCUCCUCGAUUCAAAAAGAUAAAACUUUUAUAGAUUCUUUAGCUUGUGCUCUCAAGGAAAGCAGGUUCUUGAUUACAUUUUAAAGAUUCUAAACAAAAAAAUUUAUGCCCUUUGAAUCAAAGUUAUAUAAUAUCUUUGUUGUUGUGCAUGUCUUUCUAGUUCCUCAUCUCCAUUUCUUUAGUGUAGGGGGAAUUUUGCAAGGUUUAAGAUAUGGAAUUCGAAACUCCUUAUCUAUCUUGUUUCAUGGAAAAUUCAAAUUGGUUUGUCCAAGAGUGCCACAACACAGAAUGGACUAGAGAAGAGAAUAAGCAGUUUGAAAGUGCCCUUGCCAUAUAUGAUGAGGAUACACCAGACCGAUGGCUGAAGGUGGCAUCCAUGCUACCUGGGAAAACUGUCUUUGAUGUGAUCAAGCAGUACAAGGAUUUGGAAGAAGAUGUCACUGAAAUAGAAGCAGGGAGGGUUCCAGUUCCUGGAUAUCCUACUUCUUGUUUCACCUUGGAGCUUGUUGAUAACCAGAAUUCUGAUGGAUGCAGAAAGAGGCCUUCAACUGUUAGGAGUUCUGAUCAAGAGAGGAAGAAAGGGGUCCCUUGGACAGAAGAGGAACAUAGGCGUUUUCUGAUGGGACUUAUAAAGUAUGGUAAAGGGGACUGGAGAAAUAUCUCUCGCAAUUUUGUGAUAACAAAGACUCCAACCCAAGUGGCAAGCCAUGCUCAAAAAUAUUACAUAAGGCAAAAACUUUCUGGAGGAAAAGAGAGUAAAAGGAGACCUAGUAUCCAUGAUAUCACCAUUGUUAAUCUUGCAGAAACUACCACAUCUGAUCAAGACAAGCAUCUUUUGUUCAAUGAGUCUCACAUGCCUUCACCACAACAGAAGCUGACUAGCUUGUCAAAAGUACAACCGGAAUGGAUUAAUCACUACAAUGAUGGAUCUUUCAUGGUUUUCAACCCAAUUUGUGACGAUAUGUUCAUGUCAUCUUCAUCUGGUAUCUCUUCCAAGACCCUGAAGUUGCAAGGGCAGGAUCUCUAUGACUGUGCUUUUCAUGAGGCUUAUGCCAAGCUAAAGACCCCAGGUUUCAGGACGGCUUCUAAUGACUUCAAUAAGGAAGCUAUUUUUGGUAUUCAUGCACUGUAAUGCCAACUCUGAUCGUGUUAUAAACAACAUUCAGUUCUACCUCAUAGAUCCUAGCUUUGCAUGGUUAAUGUAGAUGAUUUGAGGCUACUUGGUUUAUGAACAUCAAUAAUGUUUUAAUUCCUUCAACUGUAAAUUUGGAAUUAAUUUUUUUUGAAGUUUUCCUGUUUAUCUCCUAGUUUG
This is a messenger RNA of Gastrolobium bilobum, 1728 nucleotides long. RefSeq names its product transcription factor DIVARICATA-like. The record is from RefSeq and is a predicted model, not a curated record. Gene Ontology annotation, molecular function: DNA binding. The transcript has 2 exons. The coding region runs from base 628 to 1548 and encodes 306 amino acids. NCBI's taxonomy places the organism in Eukaryota, Viridiplantae, Streptophyta, Magnoliopsida, Fabales, Fabaceae.